AUGUCGACGACGGUGCACAAGGUGGCGACGCACGCUGCAUCGGCGGCGGGGGCGAGAAUGAAGGGUCGGCGGCCGCCGAGCGUGGUGAGGGAGAUCGUGUACGGCAUGAGCCUGGGGCUCUUCGCGGGGUACCUGUGGAAGCUGCACCACUGGAGCAACCAGCGCCGCACCCGCGAGUUCCACAGCCUGCUCGACCAGGGCAGGAUCUCCGUCGUCGUCGACGAGCCGGCCGGAGCAAGGACUAGCAUUAUCCAUAUAGUUUCACCUGCCUACCCACUAGGAGAGGUAUUUUCAGUCCGUGCUUCCACAGAUCAGUAA
Molecule: messenger RNA, 318 nt
Organism: Triticum turgidum subsp. durum (durum wheat)
Lineage: Eukaryota; Viridiplantae; Streptophyta; Magnoliopsida; Poales; Poaceae
Source: the annotation of a GenBank genome assembly